CAGGCGCCAUGCCUGGAGACCGGAAGCAGAAGGCUUGAACGCGUUGGGUGGGCACCUGUGAGACCACUAGCCAUGCGCGACUUGGAGGAGCCCGGCCCUCGACCCACAGCGACCUCUUGCGGGUGCGUGAAGCCGGCUCUGGAGACAGGGAAUCUUUUAACUGAGCCAAUUGGUUACUUGGAAUCCUGUUUCUCAGCCAAGAAUGGUACUCCAAGGCAGCCAUCCAUUUGUAGCCAUUCACGGGCUUGUUUGAGGAUUAGAAAAAGUAUCUUUAAUAAUCCUGAACAUUCCUUGAUGGGCUUAGAACAGUUUUCUCAUGUUUGGAUUUUGUUUGUUUUUCACAAAAAUGGCCAUUUGAGCUGUAAGGCAAAAGUGCAGCCUCCUAGGCUGAAUGGUGUGAAGACUGGCGUUUUCUCUACAAGGAGCCCACAUCGUCCCAAUGCGAUAGGACUGACCCUAGCCAAACUGGAAAAGGUAGAAGGUGGAGCCAUAUACCUUUCUGGAAUUGACAUGAUUCAUGGCACACCUGUACUAGACAUAAAGCCCUACAUAGCUGAUUAUGACUCGCCACAAAAUUUGAUUGAGCCUUUAGGGGACUUUAAUUUACAGAAUAACCAAUAUAAACCAAAAACCGUGUCCCAGUGUGACGGCAAGACUGAUAGCUGUGACCAGCAACAGCUCUCAGGGUACGAGGAACCGGAGCUCUACAGUUGUACUAAGGAGAAACCUAAAUGUCCCGAAGAUAGAACUUCGGGAGAAAACAACGCAAAACACGACAACUCAGCAAAAAUCCAGCAAAGCUCACCUGAGCCCAGGGAGAGAGCAGCAGAUUUGGGUGAAGAAUCAGGAAGUGGUCCGAGUCCUAGGACAGCAGAAGAGCAAAGUGGCCCAUGUUGCCUGGAGAAGAGCUUUCCAGAGGAACAAGCAGACAGCAGGCUGGGGAGAGGGGAAGCAGUGGCGGUCGCACAAGGACACAGCAUGGAGAUGCCGCCCGAGGCUCCUCCCUGCCCUUCCAGGGCGGCUGGUGCAGCCCACCGCAGUGCGGUCCCCACCUGGGUGAGAGAGGCUCCUGUGGCCACCUUGGGAGUCCGGUUUACUCCUCACGCGGAGAUGGACCUUGAGCACCUCAGCUCAGGUGAACCAGGUAUUGGUCAGGCUUCAUUUAAGUAUUUUCGGUCAGCGGAGGAAGCAAGGUGUGCCAUCGAGGCUGUGCUGUCAGCCGACCCUCGGUCUGUAUAUCGACGGAAACUCUGCCAGGAUCGUCUUUUCUACUUUACAGUAGACAUAGCACAUGUCACGUGCUGGUUUGGUGAUGGCUUUGCAGAGGUCUUAAGGAUCAAGCCGGCUUCUGGGCCUGUUCAGAUGAGUGACCCUGCGGAGUCCUUGGUGCCUCUGGGAUCGUGAGUAGCCUCCAUCGAGUCUUUAAGACAGCCUAAUUAACUUCGGUAUGGCUGUUGGAUUUUCUGUACAACCUAAUGAUGUGCCUUCUUUGCAGAAAGAAGCAACACUUUGUGAUCUCACCGCUUUGAUUGAUUUGGGUUGUUCAGAAUAUUUACUUGAAAAACAUGUAUUUUAAUAAACUAAGAGAUACAGAAUUUGGAGAAAUCGCCAUAUCAUGAUCGUUUUUGAUCAGUUAAUAUUGAAGAAUCCAAAGGUGAUGCUUUAUCAGUGUUUUCUGAAAGAAGUCAGUUCUUCUUGGCACUUGAUAAAACUGGGCAGAAGCUGGGGGGAUGUGUUGAACAAUUCAUGUUGGUUUUUUUGUCUGAAAAAGUCUGACCUCUCUGUUUUAUUCUAAAUCAAACUGGGUUGUCAUAUCUUAAGAAACUAACAAAUCAAAACCAAGUAGUUAUAAAGA
Lipotes vexillifer (Yangtze River dolphin) is the source of this 1855-nucleotide messenger RNA. It is a transcript of the gene TRMO, whose product is annotated as tRNA methyltransferase O. Bases 73 to 1404 code for a protein of 443 amino acids. Lineage: Eukaryota; Metazoa; Chordata; Mammalia; Artiodactyla; Lipotidae. The transcript has 5 exons. The record is from RefSeq and is a predicted model, not a curated record.